Messenger RNA from Saccostrea cuccullata (small rock oyster), 3339 nucleotides. Its product is annotated as cullin-4A-like. The coding region runs from base 121 to 2544 and encodes 807 amino acids. Gene Ontology annotation, cellular component: Cul4-RING E3 ubiquitin ligase complex. Gene Ontology annotation, molecular function: ubiquitin protein ligase binding. Lineage: Eukaryota; Metazoa; Mollusca; Bivalvia; Ostreida; Ostreidae. Gene Ontology annotation, biological process: protein ubiquitination; ubiquitin-dependent protein catabolic process; DNA damage response. The record is from RefSeq and is a predicted model, not a curated record. The transcript is spliced from 21 exons.
CAGAAGACGCACGAGAACACCGCCAUCUUGUGUAUGUCAAAGACAAAACAGUGGAAGGAUCACCCAUUAUUUGGGUGUUUAUUGCGUAUAUAGGCCAUUUAUUGGCCUGUAGAAGCAUGAAUGCCUCUCUCAAGCACUAAUAAGCCAAAUCUGCAAGACGAGCAGAAGUUUGACGACGAAGAGAACCGGAAGAAGCGAAAAUUGAGCGAGGGCAUAUCACCACCAAAUCACAAAAGGGCCCGUGAAAAUAUUGACGAUUCGCAGAUGACUGACUCACAAAGACGAGCUAAUUUCUCAGCAAUAUCAAGUCCAAGCAAUGGACUUAAUAAACAUGUAUCGCCUUUGGCAAAUAACAAGCCAGGUGCGACGAAGAAACUUGUGAUCAAGAAUUUCAAAGAAAAACCCAAGCUUCCUGAGAAUUUCCAGCAACAGACAUGGGAGAAACUGCGGGAAUCAGUGGAGGCGAUCCAGAGGAGUACGUCCAUUCGCUGGAGUUUGGAGGAACUGUAUCAAGCGGUGGAGAACAUGUGCUCCCACAAAAUGUCUGCCCAGCUCUACGAACAGCUAAAGGAAGUCUGUGAUAAACACAUAAGAUCCAAAGUCGAACAGUUCAAAGCUGAAAAUGUUGGAUAUGAACAGUUCCUGAAAAAUGUUGAUGGGUGUUGGCAAGACCAUUGCCGUCAAAUGAUCAUGAUCAGAAGCAUUUUCCUAUUUUUAGACAGAACCUAUGUUUUGCAGACAUCAUCUUUGAUGUCCAUUUGGGACAUGGGUUUGGAGCUGUUCCGCACACACAUCAUGUUCCACCCUGUGGUACAGAAGAGGACGGUGGAUGGCAUUCUUAAGCUGAUAGAACGAGAGAGAAACGGGGAAGCUGUGGACAGACAGCUGAUCAAAAGUCUACUCAGGAUGUUGUCAGAUUUACAGAUGUAUGUGGAUGCCUUUGAACACUCAUUCCUGGAAGCCACUGAACGUUUGUAUGCAGCCGAGGGUCAACAGCUGAUGCAGGAGAGAGAUGUUCCAGAAUACUUGGCCUAUGUAGACAAAAGAAUCAAGGAAGAAAUGGAAAGACUACUGCAUUACCUUGACAUGUCAACCAAGAAACCAGUCAUUAGCUGUGUCGAGAAGCAGUUACUGGAGAAACAUUUAACACAAAUACUGCAAAAAGGUCUGGAUCAACUGUUAACUGAAAACCGAAUCAAGGAUUUAACUUUGAUGUAUCAGCUGUUUUCCAGAGUUAAAGAUGGCCUAAAGGAAAUGUGCACUUCUUUUGCCUGUUAUAUCAAGCUUACAGGUAAAACCAUAGUAAUGAACCCAGACAAUGAUGCAGAGAAAGAUAAAGAUAUGGUUCAGAACUUACUGGACUUCAAGGACAAAAUGGACAAUAUCAUUGAUGUAUGCUUCGCUAAAAAUGAGAAAUUUGUCAAUGCACUGAAGGAGAGCUUUGAGACGUUCAUCAAUCAACGACAAAACAAACCUGCAGAGUUGAUAGCCAAAUAUGUUGAUUCUAAAUUGAAAGCAGGAAAUAAGGAAGCCACAGAAGAAGAAUUGGAGAGGUUGAUGGAUAAAAUCAUGGUGCUAUUUAGAUUUAUACAUGGAAAAGAUGUCUUUGAGGCAUUUUACAAAAAGGAUCUGGCUAAGCGUUUACUGGUUGGAAAGAGUGCAUCCGUGGAUGCUGAGAAAUCGAUGUUAUCCAAACUCAAACAAGAGUGUGGAGCAGCCUUCACAAGCAAACUGGAGGGAAUGUUCAAAGACAUGGAAUGUUCCAAAGAUUUUAACUUGUCUUUCAAACAGCACAUGCAGAAUGUGGACAGUCCUGGGGGCAUAGAGAUGACCGUCAAUAUUCUGACCAUGGGGUACUGGCCUACAUACACACCUAUGGAGGUCCACCUACCGGCAGAUAUGGUGAAGCUGCAGGAAAUCUUCAAGCACUUUUUCUACAGUAAACACAGUGGUAAGAAGUUACAGUGGCAGUCCACCCUGGGACACUGUGUACUCAAAGCCAAGUUUGCAGAGGGAGGGAAAAAGGAACUCCAGGUGUCUCUGUUCCAAACUCUGUGUCUCUUGUUGUUCAAUGAUGGAGAUGAAUUCUCUUUUGAGGAUAUCAGAACAGCCACAGCUAUUGAGGAAGGGGAGCUAAAGAGAACACUACAGUCUCUUGCUUGUGGUAAAGCCAGGGUCCUAAUAAAAAAUCCUAAGGGCAAAGAUGUGGAGAAAGGUGACAAAUUCCUGUUAAAUACUGGCUUUAAACAUAAGCUGUACCGUAUCAAGAUAAACCAAAUACAGUUGAAAGAGACACCAGAAGAGAACACCACCACAACAGAGAGAGUGUUCCAGGACCGCCAGUACCAGGUGGACGCAGCGAUCGUCAGGAUAAUGAAGACUCGGAAAACACUGACUCAUAACCUCCUUAUAUCAGAACUCUACAACCAACUCAAGUUUCCUGUCAAGCCUGCGGAUCUGAAGAAGAGGAUAGAGAGUUUGAUUGAUAGAGACUAUAUGGAGAGAGACAAAGAGAAUCAAAAUCAGUAUCACUAUGUUGCUUAACAUCUUAGUCCCUAGAACUUUUGACAGUUCCUUCAGGAAUGAUUUCUCAUCAGCAAUGAACACUUUGGCAGUGACGGAAUUUUUUUCUUCUAAUGCUAGUAUUCAGUUAAACCAGGACACAUUUAUUUCUUGGGAUUGUAAUUCAAACAUUCAGGCUUUUGAAGAAUUUUACCUCUAUCAAGUUGUGAUGAAAAUUUUCUACUGCGUUUCUAUUGUCAUAUUUAUGGCACAGAGUAAGGUUUUAUGUCGAACCUGUGUAUCCAGUGUUUUGUAAAAUGUUACCUGCCUUGUCACUUGCAUUGCAUUGUUGUAGAUGCAGGGAUGUAUAGAAUUAUAUUUUUGCACUUUAACAGGUCUGAAAAAAGUUUCCUCAAAGGGAUUUACAAUAAUAUGUUAUUUAAAUUCUAAGAUUUUAUUAAUGCUGUACAAUACACAGUAAUGUAUAAGUCUGUGGUGAUACUAUGUUUCAAGUAGAUUAAACUUGGAAGUUUCCAUCUUUUAAUUUGAUUACAGGUAAAUUUUGUUUAUGUGUAAGUAUGACUACUGUACAAAUGUACAUGUACAAUGUAAGUGUGUUGGAGAAGCUGAAAAUAGUGCUGGGAUAUGAGCUAAUGAAAGUGGGUAUGCAAGAUUUAUAUGUUGAUGAAUGGGGGAGAUUGUAGUAAGACUUUUAGAAACUGAUAUUUUUCUGUGCUGUAGCAAACCUUUAUGGAUUUUCAAUGCAGACACAUCAUUUCUCAUAAAUGUUGGCAGAAUUAUUCAGUUUUAUAAAAAUAAAUCUAUGAAAAUAAUAAA